UCACCUACUCGACACUUGUGGCUAGUUAACUCUUUAGCACGUAGCUGUCAAUUUAUUUAGCCACUGUUUUCUUAUGGCGAAUGGAUGCAAGGAUGUGCUGUUCACACGGGGGACCGGGCAGAGUGACGACUCUGAUAUUUGGGAUGACACCGCCUUGAUAAAAGCCUACGACAAGGCUGUCGCAUCAUUUAAGAAUGCCCUUAAGGGGGAAGACGAGCCGCAAGCUACAUUCAAAAUCCCCCCAGGGAAGAAGCGCAAGAAUAAUAAAAAGAAGAUCAGCAGGAAAAGAAUCAAUGCAGCGACAGAUAAAGAGUGGCAGGUGGGAGAUUCUUGCAGUGCUUACUGGUCAGAAGAUGGUCAACUCUACUCUGCUACCAUCUCCUCUGUGGACAAGAAGAGCGCCACAUGCAUAGUUGUCUACACAGACUAUGGCAAUGAGGAAGAGCAGAACCUCGAAGAUCUGCUGUCGGAGAUUUCUGAGGGUGAUGACGAAACCAAGACUACGACACAGGAGGCAGAAUCUUCCACAGAAGAAAGUGACAGGUCAUCAGAACCAAUCCAGCACAAACAGCAGCCACACGGCAAAAGCCAAAAGGCCAAAUUCCACAAGGUCCCUCCCCCUAUGUGGGCUCCAGGAUUCCCUCCUCCAUGCCCACCUCCCAUGCCACCAUUCAGACAGGGUGGAAAAAGGCAGUCUGAUGGUCAUGGGCAUGUACCUCCCCACUGGCAUCCCAUGAUGCAGUUCGGCCCACCAAUGAUCCCUCCACCUCCACCCAUGAGUCCUGACAUGGGAGAUGACGAGGCCAUGGGGAGCAUGCUCAUUUCCUGGUACAUGAGUGGUUACCACACGGGUUACUACUUGGGUUUGAAACAAGGUCGCAACGACGCUGCCAAAUGGACCAAACCAAACCAGAAAUGAAAGGAAAAGGUUUUUUUUGUUUUGUUUUGGUUUUAACCAGAAGUGGCCAUUUUACUUGUAUUUGUGAGCAUUCACUGUGGGAGGACAGGUUUGUAUUCUCUGUAAAUAAGUUUA
Molecule: messenger RNA, 1033 nt
Organism: Phycodurus eques (leafy seadragon)
Lineage: Eukaryota; Metazoa; Chordata; Actinopteri; Syngnathiformes; Syngnathidae
Gene: smn1
Product: survival of motor neuron 1, telomeric
Exons: 8
Coding region: 74-919 (281 amino acids)
Biological process (GO): mRNA processing
Cellular component (GO): cytoplasm; nucleus
Molecular function (GO): RNA binding
Source: RefSeq, a predicted model, not a curated record